Molecule: messenger RNA, 4660 nt
Organism: Bicyclus anynana (squinting bush brown)
Lineage: Eukaryota; Metazoa; Arthropoda; Insecta; Lepidoptera; Nymphalidae
Gene: Grp170
Product: hypoxia up-regulated protein 1
Exons: 9
Coding region: 161-2932 (923 amino acids)
Biological process (GO): endoplasmic reticulum unfolded protein response; negative regulation of hypoxia-induced intrinsic apoptotic signaling pathway; cellular response to hypoxia
Cellular component (GO): endoplasmic reticulum chaperone complex
Molecular function (GO): ATP binding; ATP-dependent protein folding chaperone
Source: RefSeq, a predicted model, not a curated record
UUCGUGACCAAAAAGAAUAAAACACGUUAAACUUGACGUGGACUAAAGUAGCUGGCUCACUUUUGCUAAAUAAAAAUGUACUAGACGUUCUAAAUAUUUAACCAUUUAAAAAGAAGAAAUACACGAGAAAUCGAUACUGGAUGUAAAUUUGUGAAAGAACAUGGCCCUGGUUAUUAAAAUGUUGAGUGCUGUGUGUCUGGUGUUGUUACCGUUACUUGUAAGUCACAAUGUUGAUGCCGCAGCAGUGAUAUCUAUUGAUCUCGGCUCAGAAUGGAUGAAGAUCGGCAUAGUGUCUCCCGGGGUACCUAUGGAGAUCGUCCUCAAUAAGGAGUCAAAACGAAAAACCCCGGCGGUGGUAGCGUUCAGAGAUGACGUGAGAACGUUCGGGGAGGACGCCGUCACAGUUGGAGUGAGGUUCCCGAAGAAUUCAUACAAAUAUCUGUUGGAUCUUCUGGGAAAGCCAUAUGAUCAUCCACUUGUGCAAUCUUAUAAAGACAUAUUCCCCUACUAUGAGAUUGUGCCAACGGACAGAGGCACACCUGAGUUUGUCCAUGAUGACGAAACUAGGUACACACCUGAGGAACUGGUGGGGCAACUGCUGGCUAAGGCGAAGGACUUCGCUGAAAUCAGCCAUGGUCAACCAAUAACAGAAUGUGUGAUCACCAUACCUGGCUACUUCAACCAAGCAGAGCGCCGCGCUAUGAAGGAGGCGGCCUCUCUCGCUGGGCUUAAUGUGCUGCAGCUGAUCAAUGAUUACACAGCCAUUGCUAUCAACUAUGGGAUAUUUAGGAGGAAGGAAAUAAAUGAAACAGCCUGGUAUGCUCUAUUCUUUGAUAUGGGUGCAGUCUCCACUAAGGCAGCUCUGGUUGAGUACAAGACUGUCAAGAUAAAGGAGAAGGGCUAUGUUGAGACUGUGCCGCAGUUGCAGGUUAUUGGAGUUGGUUAUGACAGGACACUUGGCGGUUUGGAAAUGACAUUACGUUUGCGGGAACACCUCAUAAAAGCGUGGGAAGCGAACGGCGGCGGGGACGUCAGGGCUUCGCCCCGCGCUAUGGAGAAACUGUUGCGGGAGGCCGAACGGUUGAAGAUAGUUCUGUCCGCUAACACUGAACAUUACGCACAGAUUGAGAGCUUGCUUGAUGAUAAGGAUUUCAAACAUUUGGUCAGCCGAGUAGAGCUGGAAGCUCUAUGUGCUGAUCUCUGGCCACGUGUCUCGGGCGUCAUCCAACGCGCCAUAGCCGCGGCGUCCGGCUCCGGUACCGGAGCUCGACUUAUAGUGGCCGGCGGCGCCUCCCGCGUACCAGCGGUACAGGAGGCCUUGCGCUCGGCCGCCGGGCUUGAGCUCUCCAGGUCUAUCAACGCUGAUGAGGCGGCUACUCUUGGUGCUGUGUAUAGGGCGGCGUCUCUCGCGACUGGCUACAAGGUGGCAGCACUGAACGUUCGCGACGCAGUCGUCUUGCCCAUUCAAGUUGUAUUCACUCGGCACGUCGACGGCAACGACAGACUGAUUAAGCGAACACUUUUUGGACCCAUGAACCCCUACCCACAGAAAAAGGUUAUCACUUUCAACAAACACACAGAAGAUUUCACUUUCGCAGUCAACUAUGCGGAGUUAGACCACAUACCAUCAAAUGAAUUGAAGAAUAUCGGCACAUUGAAUUUAACACAAGUUUCUCUAAGCGGCGUGAGUGACACCUUAGCAAAGAAUACUGGCGAUAACAUAGAACAUAAAGGCAUUAAGGCACACUUUAACUUAGAUGAUUCUGGUAUACUUAACUUGGCUAAUGUCGAAUUUGUCGCCGAAAAAACUGUAACGGACGAAGAGGGUGCUGAUGAUAGUACAUUGUCUAAAAUAGGAAGCACUAUUAGCAAGUUGUUUGGAUCCGAUGCAGAGACUCCGGAGAAACUUGGAGAAGAACCAGAGGAAAAGCCUCAAGCGCCACUGAAGAAUGAUACUGUAAAAUCCAAUGAAACAGCAUCCGAUAAAAAUGCCACAGAUUCAGAAAGCAAACCUAAACCAAAAGUAGUUGUUUUGAAAGAGCCUAUCAAAACAGACGAAAUUAUUUUGAAUGUGCAACCAUUAUCACCAGAAGAAUUCAAGACGUCUAAAGCGAAGAUUACAAAGUUGAAUAAUAUAGACAAAAAACGCAUUGAGAGAGAAACGGCUUUGAAUAAUUUGGAAGCGUUUGUCGUUGAUGUUCAAAUGAAAGUAGAUAUGGAGGAAUACGCCGAAUGUGGUACUCCUGAAUUAAUAGAGGAAAUUAAAAAGAUAUGUUCUGAGACAUCUGAAUGGCUCUACGAUGAUGGAUACGAUGCUCCAACUGAAAAGUUUGAAGAAAAACUAAACAUGUUGAAAGAGAAGACCAAUUCGAUAUUUUACAAACACUGGGAACACAGAGAGAGGCCAGAUGCAGUUGCCGCUAUACAGAAGCUUUUGAAUAGUUCACAAGAGUUUCUUAAAAUGGCCAAAAACUUUACUAAAGAAGCAAAUUCAGAUAAAGAUGUUUUCACUGAAAUUGAGAUAACCAUGCUCGAUGUCAAGAUCGAGGAAACUAAAAUAUGGUUGGAAGAGGCACUCAAGGAGCAGAAUGCUUUAAAGAAAAACGAAGACGUCAAACUUACCAUCGACAGCCUUAGAGAGAAAAUAUCGUCUUUAGAUAGAGAAGUAAAGUACUUGUUGAAUAAGAUGAAAAUAUGGAAACCAAAGAAACCAGUUAAAACGGAAAGCGAUAACAAAACGGAGACGGUUAUUGAACCUGAGAAAACUGAAAAUCAAGAAGAAAAACCGGACGCUCAAGAGAAACCGGUAGUCGAAGCUGAGGCGGAAAAAGUUAUAGGAGAAGAGACAGCGGAAAAAGAUACAGGAGGGGAGGAAACAGAAAUCCCACAAAUAGGCGACGGGAACAAUGAAGGUGAACAUUCCGAGUUAUAAUGGUAAUGUGUAUAAGUUAAUUUAUUUAGUCUAAUUUGUUUUUUUACUCUGAUACUUCUACUGUAGGGGAGUGGUGUGUUCUCUUUUUGUACUGAAUUUAACUAAAGCACAACGUAAUACGGUGGUUCCUUCACAUGUUGUAUCUACCAUUUAUUGAUUAGUGACUUCUUAUACUGAAGCUAUGUGUUGAGGCUUAACUUAAUUACAUAAUAAGUUUUAUUAUCUACAGUGUAAGUUUGUAUUUGUGUGUAUCUAUAUUUAUUCUGUUAGGACAGCAAUCCUAUCGAUUCUCGAAGAAGUAUGCAACAAAAGUUCGAUAUUAUUAAAAUAAUAAAAAAAAAAUUAAACAAAUUCUUAGUUUAAUUUUUUUUUAUUAUUUGUUUUUGUUCUGCUUCAUUCAUUUAGCAUUGCUUCAUUGUCCAAAAGAUGUUGUCCUAACAGCAUACAUACUUAUUUAGAAUUUCAUGUGCUCUCACUUUAAAUAUACUAUAGUUAGUUUAUACUUAGGCUAUUGUGAUGAAUUAGUGCAAAAAGCGAACGCGUCUUAAGUCUUUAAAACUCACGAACGGGUCGCUCUUACCUAAAUCUACCAAUUUUAGCACGAAAUUCAACAUACUGGAUUUUUAUUAAUGCAAAAUUAUUAUUAUGAAUUUUAUGAAUUAAAAUAAUAAAAGUUAAUUUAUCUGUAAUUCACCACUAAGAUAAAUCAGUUACGAAAAACUAACUUUACCUUCAGUCACAAUCCUAAAAUAGAAAAUUGGUAGGAUUUCCAUACUUAAAAGGUGCUGGGAAGAUUUUUUUUUUUUUUAUUAAAUAUUGUUAUAUGAAUUUGUAUUGUUUACUACAGCGGCCCCUGAUUUUGAAUAAUUUUACAGUGACCUCUGUAAACGAUGAACUCGCGAGAUUACGGUAUAAAUAUUUAUUGUUGUAAAAUUUGUAUGUGAUAAUUUAAUAUGUUAAACUGUAGUUUUGAAAAGUGGAUGUUAUUAUGUUUCUCUGAUACUGACUGUGGCCGCGGUUUAGCUAUUAUACAGUUAACUUGUGUAUUGUGUCGUUUAAAAUCUCAAUUUUAAUGCAUCUAUGACAAAGUAUAUCAGAGAUGCGGCAUGAAAAGCAUGCAAGCAUAUGUUAGACAUACCAUAGUAUGUAAUCACAUAAAAAUGUUAUCAUCAUAAUAUCAGUGUAAUUUCAUACAGUGGUGGCACGAAAAAAACAACUUGUUCUAGUGAAUACCUAAACUUAUGACGUGCAAUUUAAUCUUUAAGUAAUCUUAUAUAAUUAUUGUUGAAAUUGGCAACUGUUAUUUUUUUUUGUUACUUCGUCAUGUAUCAUUUAAAUGUAUUGUCGGAUUCUAUCCUUAGACAAAAAGUGAUUUUGUAGGACUGUUUGAUCGUUCUGUAUUGAUUAUAUUUAUAUACAUGCAUCACUUACGGGACGUAUUAAACAUAAAAGUACGUAUUGACGGCCUACUUUUUCUAUAAAUAGUAGUCAUGAUAUGUAGUAGUUACGAGUAUGUUAUCAAACUGUAUGAUUGCUAAACGGUGCUACAGUGAUUUUAAUUAUUGAUUAAAAAUACAUAACCUGUAUUGAAUUUAUUAGUAUUAUUAAACAUCGUUUAUGUAGUUGUGUCAGAGAGACGGUCUGUCUGGAGCCAAUGUGAAUAUGUAAGUGAGACGUCAAUACCCAGUCGCAAACGAUGAAAAAAAUAAAUUAUUAAAUUAAAAUUAA